Molecule: messenger RNA, 489 nt
Organism: Microthlaspi erraticum
Lineage: Eukaryota; Viridiplantae; Streptophyta; Magnoliopsida; Brassicales; Brassicaceae
Source: the annotation of a GenBank genome assembly
AUGGAGGAGAAGCAGACAAGGAGAAGGGUAGUGUUGGUUCCGGUUCCAGCACAAGGACAUAUAACUCCAAUGAUGCAGCUUGCAAAAACUCUUCACUCGAAGGGCUUCUCAAUUACAUUUGCUCAGACCAAGUUCAAUCACUUUAGCCCUUCAGAUGCCUUCACUGAGUUUCAGUUUGUCACCAUUCCAGAGAGCUUACCGGAGUCUGAUUUCAAGAAUCUCGGGCCAAUACAGUUUCAGCAUAAGCUCAACAAAGAGUGUCAGGUGAGCUUCAAGGACUUUUUGGGUCGCUUGUUGCUGCAACAAGGUAAUGAGAUCGCUUGUGUCAUCUACGAUGAGUUCAUGUACUUUGCUGGAGAUGCAGCCAAAGAGUUUAAGCUUCCAAACGUUAUCUUCAGCACAACAAGUGCCACUGCUUUUGCUUGCCGCUCUGUUUUCGAAAAACUCUAUGCAAACAAUGUCCUUGCUCCUUUCAACGACGGUACUUAA